Paraglomus occultum is the source of this 687-nucleotide messenger RNA. NCBI's taxonomy places the organism in Eukaryota, Fungi, Glomeromycota, Glomeromycetes, Paraglomerales, Paraglomeraceae. The record is from the annotation of a GenBank genome assembly.
AUGUUCACUGUCAGUAGUCGAGAGGAGAGACAUCCCAAAGAACUUUUAUCAACAGUCUCGCCUAUACUUAUCGAUCCGGACACACUUGAGACCAACAUUAGUACAAAGAUAACUGUUCCCAAAGACAUUUCUCCUACAAUUUCAAAUGCAAAGAUAGUGUCGAUAAGUUAUUAUGUGGAGAUCAUUGUUGAUCUGACGGCAAAGACGACUAUCUACGAAACAUCUAGCCGAUCAAAGAAAAGAUUAGGUAAAUCGCACGGCCGAUUCGAAGUACCAAUUGUUGUAGGCACAAUCGAUAGUAACUUAACAUCUCCGAGGAGAACGUCCGUUCGUCGUUCGUCUAUUCAAUUACCAAUCCGAGGACGUCUACAACAAAACAACGUACUUCCUAACGAAUGGGCGUCCAAUUCGGCCGUUUCGCUGAAUGAUCCGCUACUAGCGCUUCCUCCAUCACCGCCAUAUCGACAUUCGAGAGCUAUAUCAUGGACAGGAUCAGUCUCACCUGUGCCGUCCGCCCCAUCAGUCGAGGAGUUGGGUUAUUAUGAAGAUUUUGAAGUAAAAUUUAAUCCAAAGAACCAGGCGGAAGUGACUGGAGUUGCUUUUGAUGAUUGCUAUAGCGAGUCAGAUGGGAAACCAUCGAGAAUAGAUACGUUCUCAACGAUACGAAAGGCGCGUUUUAGUCAAUAG